This is a messenger RNA of Capsella rubella, 1265 nucleotides long. RefSeq names its product transcription factor bHLH99. The coding region runs from base 5 to 886 and encodes 293 amino acids. Gene Ontology annotation, biological process: regulation of transcription by RNA polymerase II. The record is from RefSeq and is a predicted model, not a curated record. Lineage: Eukaryota; Viridiplantae; Streptophyta; Magnoliopsida; Brassicales; Brassicaceae. Gene Ontology annotation, molecular function: DNA-binding transcription factor activity, RNA polymerase II-specific; RNA polymerase II cis-regulatory region sequence-specific DNA binding; protein dimerization activity. The transcript is spliced from 3 exons.
AAGUAUGAUGUUUCAACAAGAGUACCCUUAUGGAUUUUCACUUGUGGAAUCAUCCUUAAACUACGAAAUCUUGGAUUUCUUCCAAAACAUGGUUUUUUCGAACUCUGAAGACUUAAAGUCAUCACAGCAAAAUAAUUCCCUUUCUUCAACGACACUCUCUUGCUCCAUAGCAGAGCAACAAUCUUACUCAACUCAAAACUUAUCUUCUCUGCGACCACGAUGUGGUUCCAGUGCCGACAACGUACCACCGCGGAAGAGGACAAGGACAACAAGAAGUGAUAAAAAAAUAGAAGAUAAAGAGAACCAAAGAAUGAAUCACAUUGCCAUCGAGCGUAACCGGAGAAGACAGAUGAAUCAUUUUCUCUCUGUUCUCAAAUCUUCGAUGCCUCUCUCUUAUUCUCAACCUUGUGACCAAGCAUCAAUCAUAGAAGGAACCAUUAACUACGUGAAGAAGCUAGAACAACUUCUUCAAUCACUCGAAGCACAAUCAAAAGCUACUAAACCCAAUGAAUCACCAAACAUAUUCUCCAGCUUCUUCAUGUUCCCUCAAUACUCCACUGCCACCGCCUCUUCCUUCUCCUCGAGCCACCACCAUCAAAAGAAACUAACGGCAGUUGCUGACGUGGAGGUUACAAUGGUAGAAAGGCAUGCCAACAUUAAAGUGUUAACAAAGACACGACCAAGAUUGCUUUUCAAGAUGAUCAAUGAGUUUUACUCUUUGGGAUUAAGUACUCUUCAUCUCAACCUCACAACUUACAAAUCCAAAGACAUGUCUCUCUUCACUUUUGGCGUCAAGGUAGAGGCAAGUUGUCAAUUGACGCCUUCUAUUAACGAGAUCGCAAAUGCGGUGCAUGAAGUCGUUAGAAGAAUUCACGAGGAAAGUUGAAAUUUCUUUUUUUACAAUUAUAUUAGCUAACAUUGAAAUUCUAUUAUUUAUAUAAAUAAAAUCAAGCUGGGGUGACCAAAAAAAAAAAAAAAAAUCAAGCCCCAUAUAAGUCAAACAAAGUGUAUAGAGAGGCUUCAAAUUGCCAGACUUGGAUUGGGCCUUUUAGCUUAACCGUGAGGCGGAUGAGAUAUUAGAUUACGAACGAGCUUCUUCUUCCUACGAUUAAAACUUGUAUAUAGGUGGCCGAAACAUCUGAUGAAGGAAAGCAAAAAGUAGAACCCAAAAAGCCCAAUUUACAAAUUUUCUCCAAAUAUGACCAUUGUUGUAUCUUCCAGAUUUUAAAUCUGACAUAUUGCAUAUUGUUAGAGAUGUUAUAAAA